Pseudocercospora fijiensis CIRAD86 is the source of this 1239-nucleotide messenger RNA. RefSeq lists its product as uncharacterized. NCBI's taxonomy places the organism in Eukaryota, Fungi, Ascomycota, Dothideomycetes, Mycosphaerellales, Mycosphaerellaceae. The transcript has 2 exons. The coding region runs from base 370 to 873 and encodes 167 amino acids. The record is from RefSeq and is a predicted model, not a curated record. Gene Ontology annotation, cellular component: plasma membrane; eisosome. Gene Ontology annotation, biological process: protein localization to plasma membrane; eisosome assembly.
CACAACAGCGUGCAGCGCAAAACUCGUGAAUCGACCAAUCGCCAGCGUGGCGGCAGCAUUACGAUCAGACACAACGCGCUGCCCCUCGCAGUAGUAGUGUAGGAAGCAGAAAGUCUCGCUGGACCGCGGAAUGUGCUGUACGAAGCUUCACGCUUGCAGUAAUCGCCUUGCAAGUCUGUGCGUCGCAUGUCGUCAUCACAUGCAGGCGCAGGCGCGUACAAGUUGAAGAGCUCUCGCUCUCUUACUGCCACUGCCACUGCCACUGCCACAGGUACUGAGCUCACUCCUGCCUCGAUCAAGGUCUCCCUACAUACGACCAUCUACGAAAUCAACUCACCCGCUACACGGUAAAUCACCACCACCGCAGCAAUGGCAAUGAAGGAGAUGCUUGGACUCGCCCUGCGCGGCCUCGAAUUCCUCUGGGCCCUGCUCAUUAUGGCCCUCACUGGUAACAUGAUCGCGAUGGGUGCUGACCCGGCUGUCGUCAACUAUACCAUGUUCUGCGCUGCGUUCGCAAUGCUUUGCCUGCUAUAUCUGAUCCCGGCAACUGCGAACGACAAGUACGCCUUCGUUGGAUUCCUUCCAUUGGCCCUUGACGGUCUUUUGACUCUCUUCUGGUUCUGCGCUGCCGUCGCGCUCGCAGCUAAACUCGGUGUUCACAGCUGCAGCAGAGACAGCUACGUCAAUACCAACAGCGUCAUCCGCGGCGCAAGCAGCCCGCACAGCGCGUGCCGGGAGGCUCAGGCAUCGACCGCCUUUCUGUGGUUCGGCUUCGCUGCCUUCGUCGGAUCCCUCGUCAUCUCCGCGACCGGAAUGGGAGGAGGUGCAUCACGAGGUGGCAUCCGCAGAGGCCCAGCCAUGAGCCAGGUCUAAGCUUCAGGCUGUGCACCAGGAAUCACCGAAUCCCAGCAAAGCAGUGAAAGAGAUGCAUUGCAACUGUAUAUAAACACCAUGCUGCGUCCAACUACCACGCAAUCUGCGGAACGUUGGUCGCCCAUGAACUAGUUGGUUAUCUUACCGAUGAUUCUGUACAAAAGGGAUAUGGAGAGACGAUCAAAUGAAAGACAGGAUGGAACUGUACUGUAAUGACUCUCGUAUCUCUUGUUGGAGACUGGAACGCGUUUCAGCGAGUAAGCAACUGCAGGCGGAGCGUUCGCUGGCGUUCAUAUUCCCAUAAUGUGUACUGUUCUGAACACCAGAUGUCAAUAAUAUCAUAAGUUACCAACAAUUUCUGCCAUC